Messenger RNA from Closterium sp. NIES-65, 3447 nucleotides. The record is from the annotation of a GenBank genome assembly. Lineage: Eukaryota; Viridiplantae; Streptophyta; Zygnematophyceae; Desmidiales; Closteriaceae.
AUGUAUGCAUUGACUAUUAGUGUUGAGGGUGACAUUUACCUGAGUGUACCGCCCGACCCGGGUAUUGGGACCAGUGAGGCUGCAACUCUAGGUGCUAGUGCGUCUGCUGCUCUAGGUCCUGGUGAGGCUGCUGCUCUAGGUGCUAGUGCGUCUGCGUCUGCUGGUACUGCAUCUACUGAGGCACUGCACACCUUCAUACUGGACUCAGGUGCUUCCCGCUGUUUCUUUCGCGACCGCACUGCCCUAGAGCAGCUUCCGAGACUGGUUGCUGUCUCCCUGGCUGACCCCUCAGGGGGUCCGGUCCUUGCGACCUCCACCACUGCCCUCCCUUGUCCUCCUGUCCCGUCUGGCACGCUGUCGGGCCUCUACCUCCCCUCAUUCUCUACGAACUUGGUGGCGGGUUCUGCGCUCCAGGACGCGGAUGUUCACCAGUUCACCCCUGCCUACGAGCGUAUGACGCACUGCACGUGUGCCCAGGCGGGUCGUCACCUGGCUACCUUCACUCGGCAGCCGGGGUCGGACUUGUACACACUGACCACUGAGUCCCCUCAGGUAGUUGCGUCCGCGUCUACGUCAGGUCAGCUGUCGGCCCCCUGCUCGUGUCGCUCCCUGUCGCACCGGACUGUCCUCUGGCACCACCGCCUUGGUCACCCGUCAGUGCAGCGCCUUCACGGCAUGCACUCCAGGUACCUUGUCUCUGGUCUUCCCAGGGUUCUCCCUCCCCUCCCACCGUCGCCUGCUCCUCCCUGUCUUCCCUGUGUCGAGGGACGGCAUCGCGCCGCUCCUCACUCUUCCUCUUUCCCUCCCACAGAGGCUCCCCUGCAGACUCUCCACCUGGACGUGUGGGGCCCCGCCCGCGUCCGGGGACAGGGCCACGAGUGGUACUUUAUGCUGGUCGUCGACGACUACACGCGCUACACCACGGUCUUCCCCUUGCGUACCAAGGGUGAGGUCCCUGAUGUCUUGAUCCCCUGGAUCCGCGCUGCUCAUCUCCAGCUCCGCCAGCAGUUCCAGUCGGACUUUCCUGUCCUGCGUCUGCACUCUGACAGAGGAGGUGAGUUUUCCUCUGACCUCUUGGCAGCCUACUUUGCGGAGCACGGCAUCCGCCAGACGUUCACUCUCCCGGCCUCUCCGCAGCAGAAUGGGGUUGCUGAGUGCUGCAUUGGUCUAGUCAUGGAGGUCGCUCGUACCUCCAUGAUCCAUGCGGCUGCCCCCCAUUUCCUGUGGCCGUUUGCAGUGCAGUACGCCGCGCAUCAGCUCAACCUCUGGCCCCGUGUCUCCGCUCCGGAGACCUCGCCUACCCUGCGUUGGACGGGGGAGGUUGGCGAUGCGUCGGUGUUCCGAGUCUGGGGAUGUCGAGCCUUUGUCCGCGAUACGUCCGCGGACAAGCUCUCCUCCCGUGCCGUUCCUUGUGUCUUCCUUGGCUUUGUCCCUGACGCGCCUGGCUGGCAGUUUUACCACCCCACCUCGGGCCGUGUCUUCGCCUCUCAGGACGUCACGUUUGACAAGUCGGUACCCUUUUACCGUAUCUUCCCCUACCGCACUGCCCCGCUCCCCCCCCCGCCGCUCUUCCUCACCCCAGGUGUCCCGUCGGUAGACCCCCUCCCUCCCCAGGGUGCUGCUCCAUCAGGUGUUUCCCAGCUAGACCCAGUCGAGCCUGUCGAGGUAGCUGUUGACUCUGGUCCUACGCGAGGUGUUGAGCGUGCUGAGCCUGGUGGUGCUGGGUCUGGGGGUACUGAGACUGGGGGUGUUGAGCCUGGGGUUGCGGAGACUGGAGGUGCUGAGCCUGGGGGUGCGGAGACUGGGGGUGCUGAGUCUGGGGGUGCGGAGACUGCGGGUGCUGAGCCUGGGGGAGCUGAGCCUGGGGGUGCUGCGACUGGGGGUGCUGAGCCUAGAGGAGCUGAGGCUGGGGGUUCUGUGAGUGACCGUACUGCGCCUGUUGGCGCUCCCUCUUCACAGCAGCUGCGUGAGUGGUACUCCCAGAGUUACAGCCUCCGUCGUGGGGCUACUGGAGCUCGGGGGUUUGCUGGAGUUGGGGCUGGUGGCCCUACAGGUGUAGUGUCGCAGCCGGAGCCUCCCUCCUCUCAGCGGCUACGUGAGUGGUACGCUCGGCGCUGCAGCCUCCGUAGUGGAGCUCCUGGUGUUGAGGUGCCGCCCGCUGGAGGCCCUGCUACUACUGGAGGUCCUGGAGGUGCUGGAGGUGCUGCUGGUGCUGGUGCUGCUGGUGCUGGUGCUGCUGGAGGUGCUGCUGGUGCUGCUGGAGCUGAUGGAGGUGCUGCUGGUGCUGCUAGAGGUCCUGGAGCUACUAGAGGUGCUGCUGGUGCUGGUUCGGCUGGAGGUUCUGGUAUUGUCUCUGCUGCUUCUGGGGGCACUUCAUGGCCGAGGCCGUACUUCGUUCCGCUCCUUCAGCAGGUUCUUGGUCAGCCGCCUCCUCCUGGUCCUCCUCCCUCCUUAGAGUGUCCUCCGUCUGUCCAGUCGCAGUCACAGCUACCGCCUGCCUCGCCACUUCCAGGUCCUUCUCCUUACACUAGUCCGACAGGCGGUCUUACAGAGCGUCGUGAGCCGGAGUCUCGCCCUAAGUCGCUUGAGUCUCGUCCUAUGUCACCUGUUCGUACUGCUCGCACUAGUCGCCGUGUUCCGCGUGAGCGUCCUUUGCCUGUCCCUGGCACCCACUACAUGACUCUGCGUCCUUCCACUGCUCCACAGCGUGUCCCACUGCCGUCUCCUCCUGCGUCCUCUCUUCAUGUCCUUGCUGACCCGGAGUCUGACUCUUUUCGUGUUGCCAGUCCUACUGUCACGCGUCUCCUGGCUACUGCUGUCACUGACCCUUCCUUUGAGUCUGCUGCUGCGUGUGCCCUAGUUGCUAAGUUUGUCGACUUUGCUGAUCGCUGUCGUCUAGACUACGCCGCGAGUCUUGUUGCUGAGUCUGAGUCCGUCCGUCCUCCGUCCGUCGGGGACAUCCCGACCCCACGCUCUUACGCUGAGGAGAUCGCGGGUGAGUACUCCUCUCAGUGGAAGUCAGCCAUGGACGCAGAGGUGGCAUCCUGGAAAUCCACUGGCACUUACGUUGACGAGGUUCCCCCUCCUGAGGCGAACAUCAUCAGUGGCAUGUGGAUUUUCAGGGUGAAGCGGCCGCCAGGUUCUCCGCCUGUCUUCAAGGCUCGUUACGUUGCUCGAGGCUUCCGUCAGCGAGAGGGAGUAGACUUCUUCCAGACCUUCUCCCCCACCCUGAAGAUGACUACUCUUUGGGUGCUACUGCACAUUGCAGCUCAGCGUGACUACGAGCUUCCCUCUCUUGACUUCAGCACAGCUUUCUUGCAGGGCAGCCUGCACGAGGAGAUCUGGCUGCGCCGCCCUCCUGGCUUCACUGGGUCGUUUCCUCCUGGUACCCAGUGGAGCCUCCGGCGGCCGGUCUACGGUCUCCGCCAGGCGCCACGAGCAACAUAG